AUGGCGGACGCAGAUCCGUCCUUGCAGCACGCGAUGACCCCGGAGGGCGAGCCGCUCUUCACUCGAGAGGAUGCGAUCGUGGAGUUCACCAAAAAGUUCCACAUCGAUGAAGCGGCCAUCAACCGGCUGCGGAACCUCCCCGACGACCAGCUGCAGCGGGUCUUCAACGAGUUCAAUCCAGCCCAGGACCACAAUCCAGACUACAGCCGGCGCCUCAUGGGCUUCUUGAAGACAGUGACCUACAAUACCGGCCCCGCGCCCCCUGGCAGCACCGGCGCCCUCCUCGCUGGCGGCACCGGCGCCGUCGACCCCGGGCAGUACUCGGGCCCCAUCGUGUCCGUGGAGCAGCUCGAUAUGUUCCGGAUGAACUAUCCCAUGGACGAGCGCGCCUACGACUACCUCAAGAUAGCGCCACCCGACGUCCAGGAGCGGGUGAUCAGCACGUUCAGGGCCAAUUGUGUGCAGGACGACUACUCGAGGAUGAUUACGGCGCACGUUAAGUUCUGCAUGUCGAAGCGGGACCAGCCGGGCCAUAUCACUGGGAGUGGCGGCGGCGGCUACCAGCAGCAGCACAACCCCUCUCAGCCCACGGUGAGCGUCGAGGCGGCCUACCAGGCUAUCACAGGCACCAUUCCGCUGGGCGCGGUCGCCACGGGUGCCGUGCUGCCGGAGGCGCCGGCGGCGCGCCGAAUUAGCAAAUGGAGGGACGAGGAUCCGAGGACCGAGGAUUAG
Prorocentrum cordatum is the source of this 732-nucleotide messenger RNA. NCBI's taxonomy places the organism in Eukaryota, Dinophyceae, Prorocentrales, Prorocentraceae. The record is from the annotation of a GenBank genome assembly.